AUGGCCGACUCGUCUGGCGACCAGGUCGCCUCCUCCUCCUCAGUGCUCAAGCUCGGACAGCUAAUCCCCCGCCACGCUCUUUUCCAAGUUCGCAUCAUCAUCCACCAGUUAGCCAGUGUUCCUCUAGUCAGCGGGGAAUUUGGCGUUCGGUGGAGAUUCAAGAACAUCCGAAAACUGAAGGGCCAUGAAACUGUAGGGCUGGAGCAGGAAGUCCAUGGUGACGAGGAGAGUUUCGGGAGUGGAGACUCAGCGGGACCUUCUACGGAGGACGCCAAAUAUACUUCAGAAUCUUACGAAACUCAAACUAGCACACGAGGACAGACGCCCUGGCUGGCGCUGCGCGACCACUCUGUGACCUGGGAGCAAUCGCUGUCGACUGUCGUGCAGAUGUCGAUCGACCGGGAAAGACACCAGCUGCUCCCUCAUCCGUUCAAACUUGCUGUGUUACAACGUGUCAUCGUCGGCGACCCGGACGCGCCUAAGAAUCCGUGCCUCGGCGUCCUCGAGCUCAAUCUUGCGGAGUACUCUGACAGUAAUCUUGCAUCACCGGGAGAGAUGAAGGGGACAGUGACGCGCCGGUAUCUUCUCCGGGAGAGCAAAACCAACGCGACGCUUAGAUUAUCUGUCCAUGUCGAGCCCGUAGGCUCUCCACCAUUCUUCACCGCGCCGCCUCUACCACGAGGCGAGAUCCUUGCCGGCUUAUCAUCUUUACUAUCCACCCAGGAUGAUGUUUUCAGGACACGUCCAAGAGCUUUGAAUCUGUACGCUCCGAUCCAUCACACCUCUCAAACGAUUAGGCCGACGUUCGACAUUCGCGCCCUUCCGGACGCCAGAAGUCCACUCUCGACAGCGGCUCUCAUCGAAGCCCUUUUCAAUCCGGUGCCAGUGCGAGAUGAACAUCUGGUCACUCCUUUCACGCGAUUGGUACCUGAGGGCACCACUCCGUCUUACUCGACGACACUCUCGUUUCUCAGUAUCGACCCUACUCAACGGAGUUCAAUCUCUCCGAGCCAUAGUAUACCAAAUCCUGUGGCGGAUGAAAGUUCGAACAAAUGGUGGAAACGGUCUCGGAGUCGCGCACGAAGCAAAAGCCGAACUCGGACGGUCCAAGCGCAGGCUUGA
This is a messenger RNA of Mycena citricolor, 1122 nucleotides long. The record is from the annotation of a GenBank genome assembly. Lineage: Eukaryota; Fungi; Basidiomycota; Agaricomycetes; Agaricales; Mycenaceae.